AUGGUAACAGAGGAGGGUUACUAUGGAAACAAACAAGAUUUACCCACAUCUACACUGACUGUGACACAAGACAGUCCUGUAUUCACUGGAGAGACAGUCAGUCUGACAUGUGUGAUUGAGUCUUACAGUAACUGGAGAUGGAGAAUUUACAAAACACAAGACUGGACAUAUGACUGGACACCUGACUGGAGAUAUGAGUGGUACAAAGGCACAGACAGUGUAAUGUUACAGACGUCUGAGCGUUACACUGUAAAAGGAGACACUUUCAUUAUCAAAGGAGUAAUUACAUCUGAUCAGGAUCAGUACUGGUGUAGAGGACAGAGAAAUGAAAGACCAAAAUCAUCACAAUCAAGCUCUAAAGUUUCUCUUACUGUAACGGUGAAACCAAAACCUGUAGUGAAGGUGACGCCAGAUCAGCGUGUGUUCAGAGGAGAGACAGUCACUCUCACAUGUGACAUACAGGGAGGAGGAAACAUUCAGUGGACAUACAGCUGGUUUAAAGAUGGUUCAGUCAUCAGACACGUCACUGAGAGAGUCUACACCAUCACAUCUGUGUCUGAUAGUGGUGAAUACAGCUGUAGAGGAGAGAGAUCAGACUCACAGAGAUCAGACAUCAGUGCUGCUGUUACACUGACUGUAUCAGGUCUAAAGCCAAAGCCUGAACUCACAUCAGAUCCUGCAGGAGCUGCACUGACAGGAAACACAGUGACUUUGACCUGUCGCAUGGAUCCGUCCACUGGAUGGGACUUUUACUGGUACAAACACACAUCGAACUCUGAGACAAAGAAGACAGAAACAAACUCCUACAGAGUGAAGAUUGAUUCAGUGUCUGAUGGAGGCCAGUACUGGUGUAGAGCUGGAAGAGGGACACCAGUCUACUACACACAAUACAGUGAUGCACUGUGGGUAAAUGUUACAGUGAGUCCUAAAGCUGUGGUGACGGUACGACCUGAUGAACGAGUGUUCAGAGGAGAAACAGUCACUCUCAGAUGUGAUAUAAAAUGGGGAGGAGACACUGAGUGGACGUACAGAUGGGAAAUAGAGGGAACAAACUACCAACAUAAAAACUCUGUCAGCCGAAUCUCAACACAAGAGUGGAACAUCAGCAGUGUUGAUCACAUUCACAGCGGUAAAUACACCUGUACAGGACAAAAAAACACACAAUGCUCUCAGCGCAGUGAUGCUGUUACACUGAAUGUAUCAGCUGAAGCUCAGGCAGCAGUGCGAGUGUCUCCACAGCCGUGGCUGACUGAAGGAGACUCAGUGACUCUGAUCUGUGAGGUUACAGGCUCCUCUACAGGCUGGACGUUCAGCUGGUUCAGAGAUGAUGAUCAUCUGUCAGACAGCAGCAGAGGAGCUGGAGGCUCUUACACUCUCAGUCCUGCUGCUCUACAGCACACAGGAGUUUAUACGUGCAGAGCAGAGAGAGGACGACCGGCCUAUUACACAAAGUACAGUAACACACAGCCACUGU
This is a messenger RNA of Labeo rohita (rohu), 1474 nucleotides long. RefSeq names its product Fc receptor-like protein 5. Gene Ontology annotation, molecular function: transmembrane signaling receptor activity. Gene Ontology annotation, biological process: cell surface receptor signaling pathway. The annotation marks the transcript as partial. The record is from RefSeq and is a predicted model, not a curated record. The transcript has 6 exons. Lineage: Eukaryota; Metazoa; Chordata; Actinopteri; Cypriniformes; Cyprinidae.